Messenger RNA from Trematosphaeria pertusa, 1362 nucleotides. RefSeq lists its product as uncharacterized. Gene Ontology annotation, cellular component: mitochondrion; membrane. Gene Ontology annotation, molecular function: cardiolipin synthase activity. The coding region runs from base 61 to 1227 and encodes 388 amino acids. NCBI's taxonomy places the organism in Eukaryota, Fungi, Ascomycota, Dothideomycetes, Pleosporales, Trematosphaeriaceae. Gene Ontology annotation, biological process: cardiolipin biosynthetic process. The transcript has 2 exons. The record is from RefSeq and is a predicted model, not a curated record.
CCGCUUCAACGUCAUAUGCAUCUCGAUUCACGAUAGCGAACACCCACGGCGGGGGUCACAAUGCCUCCAGCUACCGUUACCUUCUUCCUGGCGAGCCGGGGCGAGCUACGAGCCUUCCAACAGCUUCCGCGGCUCCGGCAAACUCUUCCUCCUGGACAAUCGUACUCACGUGCCUCGUGCUCUUGGUCACAUACCAAGGCGUCUCAGCGUCUUCCGCGACCAAUACGCUCCCCAGAAAGAUGGAAAGGUACUGGCCCUGUGAGGUUGACAUUCAGCACGUCAAAUAUUCGGAGAGAGCCCGAGGAUGGAGAGAAACACCAACCGAAAGCUACGCCUCCUCCGGUCACAGAAAAGCAGCAGAAAACCCCCACAAAAACCGCGAAACUCACAUCCACCCUAAAAGCUAAACUCCCAAGCCUCCGUCACGAGAACAUCUACAACCUCCCCAACUUCCUUACUUUCAGCCGCCUCCUCGCAACUCCCUUCCUCGGAUACCUCAUCAUCCACAACCACCAUCUCUACGCCUUCUCGCUCUUCGCCUACGCCGGGAUCUCCGAUCUGCUCGAUGGCUGGAUCGCGCGCCGCUGGAAACUGCAGACCGUCGUCGGCAGCGUGGUGGAUCCAAUGGCCGACAAAGCCCUCAUGACGACGCUGGUCACCUGUCUGGCGAUUAAUGGAACUUUAUCGCUGCCGCUUGCGACUUUGAUUCUGGGCAGAGACGCUAGUCUCGCCCUCGCAGCCAUCUACUUCCGCUACGCUUCCCUCCCACCUCCGAAGACAAUGGCCCGAUACUGGGACUUUUCCCUCCCCUCCGCAGAAGUCCACCCCACCACCAUCUCCAAACUGAACACCUUCCUCCAACUUGGCCUCAUCGGGACCUCUCUCUGCGUCAAUCUUCUUCAUGACCCUGCCGCCGUGUCCUCCUCUGCCGGUCAUCUCCUUCUCUCGGCUCAAACCGCGCUGGGAGGACCAGAAGGUGUUGAUAGAUUGGUCAAUGGGAUGAGUGCGGUGGUGGCGGGUACGACGAUUUAUAGCGGGCUAAGCUAUGUGUGGACAAAGAGCGCGGUGAAGAUCUUGGGGCAGGAUGAGGACUUGAAGAGAAAGCAGGGACUCCGAGGACGCAUGAUUAUUGCGGCGAGUUUCGGAAGUGUGAUUGCGCUUGCGGGGGUGUUGUGGUGGAAAGGGGAUGGAAUGAAAGACGAGGUUAAGGAGACGGAUCAGAAGUAAUGAAUGUGUUUGCGAACUGGUGGUCUGGAGGGAUUCAGAUGAUCCGACUGACUUAGGAGGCUUUCUGUAUUAUACUAGGUUUGGUAUCUACUUAGCCGGGGUUUCUGCAUGUGUAUUAUACAAGUUUUUCUACGC